Eublepharis macularius is the source of this 1599-nucleotide messenger RNA. Its product is annotated as keratin, type II cytoskeletal 4-like. The coding region runs from base 1 to 1599 and encodes 532 amino acids. Gene Ontology annotation, biological process: intermediate filament organization; keratinization. Gene Ontology annotation, molecular function: structural constituent of skin epidermis. The record is from RefSeq and is a predicted model, not a curated record. Gene Ontology annotation, cellular component: keratin filament. The transcript has 9 exons. NCBI's taxonomy places the organism in Eukaryota, Metazoa, Chordata, Lepidosauria, Squamata, Eublepharidae.
AUGAGCCGGCAGGUGAAUGCCAAGUCUUUGGGCGGACGAAGGGGCUUUAGUGCCAGCUCUGCUGUUGCUUUUGGAGGGGUCAGGAACCAUACAUUCCCUCCCAGCCGAAGGUGCCUAGGAGGAGCAAGUGGAAAUGGCGGCUUUGGCAGCAAAAGCCUUUACAAUCUUGGGGGGACAAAAACGAUUUCCCAGAGCGUGGUUCCAGGAAGUGUCCAACGCAGAGGUGGAUUUGGGGGUAGCAGUGGGUUUUGUUAUGGUGGAUUUGCUGGUGGUGGGUUCAUCGAUGGCAGCUUUGGCAAUGAAAGAAACAGUCCAAGCUUUCUUUGUUGUCCACCGGGUGGAAUCCAAGAAGUGAUUAUUAACCAGAGCCUCCUGACACCACUUAACCUGGAAAUUGAUCCAGAGAUCCAGAAAGUACGCAAAGAAGAAAGGGAACAAAUCAAGAACCUGAAUGACAAGUUUGCUUCCUUUAUUGACAAGGUUCGAUUCCUGGAGCAGCAGAAUAAAGUACUGGAGACCAAAUGGAACCUCUUGCAACAGCACCCGAUCUCCCAAAUGAAGAACAGUGUCGAGCCUCUCUUUGAGGUCUACAUCAACAGCACUCGGAAGCACUUGGACUCUCUGCGCAGUGAGAAGGGAAGACUGGGUUCUGAGCUGAAGAAUAUGCAGGACUUAGUAGAAGAUUUUAAGCACAGGUACGAAGAAGAAAUCAACAAACGCACCUCUGCUGAGAAUGAAUUUGUACUGCUGAAAAAGGACGUGGAUGCGGCCUACAUGAACAAGGUGGAGCUGGAAGGCAAGGCAGCUUCUCUGAUGGAUGAACACAACUUCCUGAGACGCCUCUAUGACGCGGAGCUGGCCCAGAUGCAAGGACAGAUAAGUGACACCAGCGUCAUCCUCUCCAUGGAUAACAACCGGGACCUGGAUCUCGACAGCAUCAUUACAGAAGUGAAAGCUCAGUAUGAAGAUAUGGCGAGCAGGACCAGAGCGGAGGCUGAUGCUAUGUAUCAGAGCAAGUUUCAGGAACUUCAAGUUACAGCUGGGAAGCAUGAAGAUGCCUUGAAAAACUCCAAGAUGGAGAUUUCUGAGCUAAACAGACUCAUCCACAGACUGAGAGGAGAAACUGAAAAUGUAAAGAAACAGUGUGUUCAUCUUCAGUCAGCCGUUGCUGAGGCCGAAGACCGUGGAGAGAUAGCCCUCAAGGAUGCGAGGGAAAAACUGGCCGACCUGGAGAAUGCCACACAGAAAUCUAAGGAAGAGCUGGUUCGACUUGUGCAUGAUUACCAGGAACUCAUGAAUGUGAAAUUAACGUUGGAUAUUGAGAUUGCCACCUAUAAGACGCUCCUGGAAGGGGAGGAAUUCAGGAUGUCUGGAGAAUGUGGCAGUGCUGUAAAUAUAUCUGUAGUCAGCAACAAUAGCUCAGCCAGUGGAAGUGGCCUGAGCCAUGGAAGUGCGCUGAGUGUCGGAGGAGGUGGUUCGAGUUCUGGAAGCGGCCGGGGCAUUAUGGGAUACGGUUCUGGAGGAGGAGGCGGCGGCAGUGGCUCUUCUGGCCUGAAAAUCAUAUCAACCUCUACAAGCAAAAGAACUACCCUAAGAUGA